AAGCCAAAAGAAAUAAGGAGUCGAAAGAACAAGAAGUUGAAAGAAACAAGAAGCCAAUAGAAAUGAGGAGCGAAAAGAAACGAGGAGUUGAAAAAAACGAGGAGCUGAUAGAAAUGAGGAGCUGA
Messenger RNA from Racocetra persica, 125 nucleotides. The record is from the annotation of a GenBank genome assembly. NCBI's taxonomy places the organism in Eukaryota, Fungi, Glomeromycota, Glomeromycetes, Diversisporales, Gigasporaceae.